UUUCCUUUCAGACAAAUGGCUGUCAUCAGUGGGUUUAUUCUGGUCCAGUGCCAAAAGGUGCCGGGAUUAUAUAACAAGACUCCUCACUUAUCUUUUAGUUGUGUCGUUGAGCGUUUACAGAAAUACCACAAGGAGCUCGCUUUGAAAGAAUUUUUCGCGAUGAAGACGUUUGUGAUCGUAUCUGUUCUUCUGUGCUUUGUUGCAGUCUCCCUUGCGGCCCCACAGCUGUCCUGUGUUCGAUCAUUGAGGUGCAAUAAGCAAUACCAGGGUUGUUACAUAGUGGAGGGAAUGUGCCAUUGUGCGAAGGCGUUUUGCUGCAAUAAUCCGUUCAAGUACCCGUCGCUGGAUAGCUGUCUUGCAAACAAUACACAACAGUUAGAGGACCCGUGCGAAGACAAUCCGUGUAAAAACAAUGGAUAUUGUGUCCAAAUUAGUGGAUCAGCGCAACGAACUUUUCGUUGUGACUGUCACGGUACCACCUACUUCGGACGUCGCUGUCACGAGAAAUGUCCAAAGGAUGUGAGAAAAGAAAUCUCCAGGUAUUUGGAAAGCAAGGCAAAGUUUGCUCGUGAAAGAAUUAGAAAUCUUUUAGCGUGCGAUCUUUAAAACAGGCAGGACUGUGUUUUGCGGACCUCAACAAGAACUUUCAGAUUUUUUUAUGUAGCACAUUUCCUGUAACUCUUAACCAAGUAGGAAUUUCCUUGGAUUCUACCUUUAAACGAAUGCCUGAAGAUAAGCAACUUUGUUUCGUUUAGUUGGCAAUCUCUCCUAGCUGCUGACUUGCGUCGUUACUAUGUAACGCAUUUGCUGUCACGUAAAACAAACCGAGCGUUCCUGAAGUCACCCAGUUGAUCGAAAGGUGGAUAACGCUAUCCACCGGAUAAAUCACUAUCCAGGAGACAGCACAGUUUGUUCUGUUAACACUUAACCACUGGAUAGCGAUUUAUGCGGUGGAUACCGUUAUCCAGCUUUCGAGCAAUACUUUUUUAUUUUUUUUUAAUAAAGAAAUGAAUAGUUGUGAUGUGAAAUAAAAUCAUAUAUCAUGUGCUUCUCAAAGUUUGAAAAUCUAUUGUAGAGAGUGUAAGGUUUGCCUUUAGGCAGAAACAGACUUCAACUUCAAUACAUAAACGAGUCAGACAAAGUGAAAAAAGUACAUCUGUAUUCUGUAUUUCUUUGAACUUCACACAUGUUAAAUAAAUGUUAAAUGUACUAUGAAA
Molecule: messenger RNA, 1217 nt
Organism: Orbicella faveolata
Lineage: Eukaryota; Metazoa; Cnidaria; Anthozoa; Scleractinia; Merulinidae
Source: RefSeq, a predicted model, not a curated record